CUCUAUCUACCAAGACAACGUCCUCUAGAAUCCUUCUCUUCCAGAACAAUGCGAAUGGCAACGCCAAACAUCAGCACAAAACCCGAGAUGUCAAACCUACACACGGUGGCUUCGCCGCGAAGCAUGGCCGAGAUCGUCGAGGAGGAGCUUGUUCCUGGUACUGUCUACCUUGUGGAUGUGGCUGGCCUCUUGGGUGUCACACAUCAAGGAAAAACUGGUGGAAAGGGCGAUGUAGUGCUCAUCCCGCAGCCUUCCUCCGAUCCAAACGAUCCGUUAUCGUGGUCCAAGAGAAAAAAGGAGUGGCAGUUCACCCUUCUUUGGAUAUGGGCCUUUUUGGAGGCUGCCUCGGUAAACUGGGUAGGGCCCGUUUGGGAAAUUUGGACGAUUCAGUUCAAUUGCACCUACUUCCAGCUCAAUAUCUCGUCGGCGCUCUGCUUUUUGUUCUUGGGCUUGGGCUGUGUGUUCCUCCAGCCUACCGCCAUGAAGUUGGGUCGUCGGUUUGUCUACCUCUGUGGAACCAUCUUGAUUAUUGUUGCCAACAUUAUUGGGUCUCAGGGAAAUACGGUUCAGGUGUUGUACGCGGUGAAUAUUAUUUCGGGGAUCGCGGCCGCACCAGUCGACUCCUUGGUGCAAAUCUCCACCACUGACGUUUUCUUUCAGCAUGAAAGAGCCACCAGACUCUCUCUCCUCACAUUCGCUCUUUAUUCCGGUUCAUAUUUGGGGCCAGUGGCGUGUGGAUAUAUCAUCCAGACCCAAAGCUGGAGAUGGUGCUAUUACUACCAAAUCAUUUUCUUUGGCAUAAUCUUGGCUAUCCAGACCUUUGCCAUGGAGGACACCACCUUUAACCGUCCAUUCGCCACACUUGAGAACGAAGAGCUAGUUUUGAAUCAGGUGGUGAGCAGCAUUCGCGAGCAUUCAGGCGAUGCAGAAGUUUCCGAGAUCAAGUUCGGAAACAUUCACGCUCAGGAAAGCCGGAAUAGCUCAAGCGCGUUGGUUCCGCCGAAACGAACCUACUGGCAGCGUAUGCGCCUUAUCGAGACGAAAUACACCGAUCCUCGCGCCUGGUUUGUCAUCUUCUACAGACCAAUCCUCACAGUUUGCUUCCCCGCUAUCGUCUGGGGCGGGUUUGUGUAUGGCGUACAAAUUAUGUGGCUCUCACUUCAGGCAACCACCCAAUCGCUUAUCUUCUCUGCCCCUCCUUUCAACUUCUCCACUUCCAAUGUGGGUAACACUAACUUUAGCUCCUUGGUUGGUGCGAUCUUGGGAAUGUUUUUUGGUGGUCCAUUCUGUGACUGGUCGACGGUGUAUUUGGCGCGGCGGAACAAGGGAAUCAUGGAGCCAGAAAUGCGGCUCUGGUGUAUGCUCGGGCCGGCAUUGAUCAACUCGGCUGGUUUGCUUCUCUAUGGGUUGGGGGCUGCCUACAAAGCACAUUGGUUUGUUUCCGCUGGCCUAGGGAUGGCCCUCAUUGGGUUUGGAAUUGGUUCCGGCGGGGCGAUCACAUUGACCUAUGCCAUUGACUGCUACCCCGAUAUGGCCAGCGAGAGCUUGGUGUUUAUGUUAUUUCUUCGCAACUUAGUGGGUUGUGGUUUCACCUUCGCGAUUCAGCCGUGGUUGGAUACCUGUGGCCUAAAGCUUACCACAUGGUUGAUGUUUAUGAUCUCAAUAACUUUCAAUCUCAGCUUCUUGGUUUUCACCAAAUGGGGUAAACAGUUCAGACGCAAUACCGCAGAGAAGUAUCGGAAGUUUUCCAAUCCAGAUUUUACAUGGUAACCAUAUCCCCGGCAUGAGAGAGAACGUUUCCAGAGGUGUAUUCUCCCAUUGGACUGAAGGCUAGAUUGCGAUGCUGCACUAAGGGAUUCUGAUGAGAAAAUUCCAGUUUUGUAUCCACGCUUGUUAGUUUUUUUUUUUUUUUU
This is a messenger RNA of Babjeviella inositovora NRRL Y-12698, 1913 nucleotides long. RefSeq lists its product as uncharacterized. The transcript has a single exon. Gene Ontology annotation, molecular function: transmembrane transporter activity. The record is from RefSeq and is a predicted model, not a curated record. Gene Ontology annotation, biological process: transmembrane transport. Lineage: Eukaryota; Fungi; Ascomycota; Pichiomycetes; Serinales. Bases 49 to 1770 code for a protein of 573 amino acids. Gene Ontology annotation, cellular component: fungal-type vacuole.